Molecule: messenger RNA, 264 nt
Organism: Strongylus vulgaris
Lineage: Eukaryota; Metazoa; Nematoda; Chromadorea; Rhabditida; Strongylidae
Source: the annotation of a GenBank genome assembly
AUGGAAUUGCAGGUUGGAAGAUCCACACAGAUCAAGCACGAUUACUGCACCACCGACUUAGCCGAGAGCCGCAGAGGUGUGGAAGAGACAAAACAGCAACAGUUGCAUGUUCUCAUGAGUACUUUUACUGCUUGUUUUCAACAUAACAACGAAGUCAACAGAAACAGGGCGAUCAACGAACGAGUCAACUGGCUAGAAAAUGUCGCCAACAGACGAUUAGCUGAACUGGCAGAUGGCAACAUUGGCCAGGAGAGAAGCGCUUAA